This is a messenger RNA of Pseudopipra pipra, 4858 nucleotides long. RefSeq names its product rabenosyn, RAB effector (gene RBSN). NCBI's taxonomy places the organism in Eukaryota, Metazoa, Chordata, Aves, Passeriformes, Pipridae. The record is from RefSeq and is a predicted model, not a curated record. Gene Ontology annotation, molecular function: metal ion binding. The coding region runs from base 224 to 2506 and encodes 760 amino acids. The transcript is spliced from 11 exons.
AAGGGGGGCCGUGCCCGGCCCAGCCCCACACCUGGCCCAGACUGGCCCGGCCCGCCCCGGCCCCGGCCCCGGCCCCGGCCCCGGCCAGCCGCGGCUCAGCCCUCCCCCUCGCUCCAAGCCCUCCCUCUCGCCCCACGGCGCCGCCUCCGUUCGUUUCAGGCAGCGGCGAAGGGCGAUGCGGCCCCCGCGCCCCGGCGGCCCGUGAGGGCAGCGCUCGGCAGCGAUGGCCUCGGGCUGCCCGGCGGCCUUCGGGGACCCGGGCGAGGUGCGCGAGGGCUUCCUGUGCCCGCUGUGCCUAAAGGAUCUCCAGGCGUUCCGGCAGCUCCAGGCGCACUACGAGGAGCAGCACGCGGGCGAGGACCGGGACGUCAGGGCGCAGCUCCGAAAUCUAGUCCAGAAGGCCAAAAGAGCAAAGAAGAAAUUGCUGAAACGAGAAGGAGAUGACAGAACUGAUUCUGGAUCUCAGGAACGAUAUGAGUCAUUCAGCUAUGGUGGAGUAGAUCCCUACAUGUGGGAGCCCCAGGAAGUAGGUGCUACAAGAAGCCAUCUUUCUGAAUUCAAGAAACACAGAGCAGCCAGGAUUGAUCACUAUGUAGUUGAAGUUAAUAAAUUAAUAAUCAGAUUAGAAAAGCUUACAUCGUUUGACAGAGCAAACACUGAGUCAGCUAAAAUAAGAGCUAUAGAGAAAUCUGUUGUGCCUUGGGUCAGUGAUCAGGAUGUUCCCUUCUGCCCAGACUGUGGCAGUAAGUUCAGUAUCCGAAACCGACGUCACCACUGCCGCCUCUGUGGAUCCAUUAUGUGCAAGAAGUGCAUGGAACUCAUCAGUCUUCCUUUGGCAAGCAAACUCACUAGUGCCAGCAAAGAGGCCUUGGGUUCUCAAACCAGCCCAAACUCCUCACCUAACAGUGUGCACGGCUCCCGCCGUGGCAGCAUCAGCAGCAUCAGCAGUGUAAGCUCCGUGCUGGAUGAGAAGGAUGAUGACCGAAUCCGCUGUUGUCGGCACUGCAAAGACACCCUGUUGAAAAGAGAGCAACAGAUUGAUGAGAAAGAAUACACGCCAGAGAUUGUGAAACUCUAUGAGAAACUCCGACUCUGCAUGGAGAAGGUUGACCAGAAGGCACCAGAAUAUAUAAGGAUGGCAGAAUCACUAAAUGCAGGGGAGACAACCUACAAUCUUGAACAUGCUAAUGACUUGAGAGUGGAGAUCCAAAAAAUAUAUGAAUUUAUAGAUUCCUUAAGUAAGAAGAUUUUGAGUCUAGGCUUGCAUGAAGAUCCUCAACCUCAUCCUAAAACACUACAACUUCAGCGAAUGAUAAGAUAUUCAGCUACACUUUUUGUUCAGGAAAAACUGCUUGGCCUAAUGUCCCUGCCAACCAAGGAUCAGUAUGACGAACUGAAGAAGAGAAGACUGCAUAUGGUCACUCUUGAAACACAGGGAAAACAAGAGGAAAAUCAGAAAGAGUUUAUCUCCAGAUCUGCAGCUGCAGUUAAUGGUGAUGAAACUCACAUGAGAAAAGGAACAGUCAGGAAAUCUGAGGGCUGGUUACCCACAUCUAGCAUCUCAAGAGAGAGUGAGAGAGCAGACCCACUUCUUCAGCAGAUUGACAAUAUCACAUCCUUUAUUGAGCAAGCAAAGGCAGCUAAUAGGAUAGAUGAGGUCCAUAUGUUGCAAGAAAACCUGAUGCAGCUUCAGGAUGAAUAUGAUCAACAACAAACUCUGAAAGCUAUUGAGCUUUCCAAAAAACAGGCAGAAGAGGAAGAGAUGCAAAGGGAGGAACUUCAGGUCCUUUGUGAAAAAGAGUGGGAAAGAGAGCGGCAUAAAUUCAUGUCUCAGCAUUCACGGACACACUCCUUAGACUUCAGAGAAGUCAAGCAGCAUUUGGAUAUUACUCACAUCAAAGGGGACACGAGUUCUGAAACUCCUGCUGUUGAGCAGCUGCCAGCUCAAGAGCAUCUGACCUUCACACUCAAACCCCAGAAUGUCCCACAGUGUGACCUAGACAGAGAUCAGCCAACCUGCCUAAACCCCUUUGAAGAUGAAGCAGAUACCCCUCAGGCAGAGGAAGAUCCUGCUAACCCAUUUGUCAGAGACACCUCUCCAAUGGUUUCUUUCUCUAACACAGCUCUGCAAAGUGAUAAAAAAGAAUAUAAUCCAUUUGAAAGUGAGGAGGAGGAGGAACAAAGUAAUGGAGCACCUGGCAGUACUUCAAACCCUUUUGAAGAGGAUGAAAAUCCGUUUCAAAAGGCUGGUGGGGGCAGUUGGAAUUCAGGGAAUCCAUUUGAAGAGGGAUCCUCUACUAAUCCCUUUGAACUGGAGGAUGGCAGUGAGAUCUCUGGAGAGGAGGUUAUAGAGGAAGAACUGCUUCUCCAACAGAUAGAUAAUAUCAAAGCUUAUAUAUUUGAUGCCAAACAUAGUGGACGACUGGAUGAGGUGGAGGUACUGACAGAGAACUUAAAGGAACUGAAGCACACAUUAGCAAAGCAGAAGGAGAAAUCCAACUGCUGAAGCAGCAACAGGGCUGUGUAAUAAUUCAAUCUGCUGUUAAAUAUGGGAAGGUAAGGCAGAUACUUAUAGGCUGGAGUACAGAUCAUAAGAGGGAAGUGGGAGAAUCCUGACCUUAAAGCACUUUCAUUUAGGCAUUGCCACUACUACACAGUCUUGAAGAAAGAAUGUCUGAGGUAUGCUGCUGGUCUCAAAGGCUUAUACUAGGGAAAUUUAAAACAGCUAACUGGUCUUACCGAAUGCUUAUUUUUGGUCAAAGAGGUUAAGUGCUAAUAGGGAACUAUGAUUUGGAAGUGAUUGGAAUGUUGGUUUGCCUUCUUUCCCCCCUUUCUGUUGUAGUGUUGGCCUUUCCUCUGUUGAUGACCCAGGGUAGCUGAGUUGCUAGUGGUGUUCUGGGAAGUGCAGCUCCAAAGCUGCUGUGAUUCUCCACUGUGCCGAAUGUACAGGCUUGCAGACCAAGCUUGUGCAAUGCUAAUAAGUACGUCAAAGGGAUUUUAAGGCUGAGAAGAACUUUCUGACUGAUCUUAAUAGGAGUAACUUUUUAAUGUGUGCAUAAAGAUGCCCAAGGAAAAUUUGGGUGCUGUCUUUUCAUCACUUCUGGUUUCCCCUUUGCUCUGAGCACCAUGUCAUAGUGCUAUGCUGGCUUCAGACCUGUUCUUUAGGGAGCAAGUGUCUGCUCAUUUCCAGGGAAAGCAGCAUUAGGCCAGCACCACUUCAAACUAUAGUAUAUAAGGGGUGACCCUCCAAUUCCUAAUUAUAUUAUGGAAUCUAUACAUUCCUUUCAAUCCUCUGGGUGACAGAAUGAUCAUGUUUGUUGUAUUUAUGAGACUGGAACCCUUUUUUUUUAGCAUUCAAGGAACAAAAGAUCUUUUUUGUAAUGGAAAUCUGAGGUGCCACUGAACUGGAAUUCCAUGAAAGCUAGGAGAUAAAAGUCUGUGGCUGCAAUAGUACCAAAUGACAAUUUUCUUUCAUGUUAGAUUCCCCUCAGGAAUUUUUGUGAGAAUCAGGCAUGUCUAUCUUUAAGAAGGAACUUCAGAUUGAAGACCUCUUGUCAUCCUGUGGCCUAGGGGGUGACCAGGUGACAGCCAGCACCUGUGCUGCAGGAGGGCUUACAGCUGGACAAGUGCAGGGUCACCUCAGGACUAGGUCAGCCUCUGUCUUUGAGAAAGAUGGAGUUUGAGCUGCUUUGAUUUUUAUCUUUGAAAGGCACAGGUCCAUCCAUCAUCAGGAAUCAGUGUAUGUAGGGGUGGGGAGGAGGAGUCAGUCUAAAGGGUUUCUUUAUUUAAAGCUGAAAUAGAGAAAAAUCAGGCAGAUCACACUGUACAGCACUAAUAGCAAUGGGCUUACUCAGAAGUGUGAAGUUCUCUGGAAUGGGCCGUGUCUUUUAACUAUGUCUCUGAUACUGGUGUAGCUGUAACCCAAGCACUGCAUGAGAUUUGAGAGACACGGAUGAUUCUGCUACCUAAAGGGCAGGAACUCUGGUUUUAUUUUGCUGUAAAUAAGUGGAGAUAGGGACUUGUGGAACUGUUGUUUAAAAAGCCCAAACCACCUAUAUCGUCACUCAAUAGCACUGGUAAGGGAUCAAAACGGAAUAGCCAGUCAAGGACAGCUGAUGUUAUCUCUAGUGUAGCCUGAAUCUGGAGUUGAAAGGUGAACGGAACAGUUUGGUUUAAGACCAUGAAGUUUUUAUGCUGAGGUUUUAUUAGAGCUGAUUGAGUCCAUGAGUGUUAUUUUGCAUCAAGUGCAAAAAAGAACAGAGAAUUCUGAAAGGUCUUAAAACAAACAGAACUCGUGUGCUUGGCACCAGAUUUAUGAAGGCAGCAAAAGCUGUCGAUAAAUAAACAUAAUCCCUGGAAUUGUAUAGUAUAAGGCAGUUAUUGAGGACAGACUUGUUUGCUAGUCAGGAGGAUUGCUCCCUGCACUCUAACCUAAUGCUUUUUUUGAUAUCAACAUGAAAAAAAUGUUUCGGUGGCUUCUGCUUUCACAUUUAAAAGCGACUUUUUUCCUUGUUGCAACUAUCCUGCCUUGUUUGUAUUUUCUGUCUAAUACACUAAUAACUAUUCUUACUGUACGUGUAAUAUAUUAUUUUUACAAGCAGAUAACAGACUAGCAUACCUCAUGAUCUUUGUCAGUGUUAAAUGUGAUAGACUAGAUAGCUGAUACUAAACUCAUCUCCACAGUGCAGAUCUUUGCUGGUGUUGAGACUGCUGAGAGGUUUGCAAGGCACAAGGGAAUGAAGAUGUCUUAAGCAGAAAGCUCAAUAAAUAACUAGCACUGAGUUUUGUUAGAGCUGCAUGCACUACUCUGUAUGGAAACUUUGUAAACAGAUGAAAUAAAACAACAUGUUUAUUUUGU